AUGACGCCUUCCAUCGUGGAAGGUCUACAGACAUUCAAUGAGUUGUCCCGUCUGCAGCAAGACCAUAGCCUCCAACCGCAGAGUGGCGAGCCUACCUUGGAUGCGCCGGCCGUCGGAAACCCAAUCUCACAUUCACAGAUUCUCGAACUAUGGACGGCGCUCAGGGAUGCAGGAAACAAAGAGUACAGCCUGGAAAAGCUGCUGAAGGGAUCAAAAGUCUACGUCCCGCCGCCGCCUCCGAAGCCUGAGCCCUCGGACGAAUACAAAGCCCUGAUGGCCCGUCUCCGCAAGGAAGAGGAGCAGCGCGCAUAUGAGCGCAUGUCGAACCCGCCGCCGCCGCCGAUGGAGACAUUCUCCCAACGGUUCCCGAACAGCAGCACAAACAUGGCGGCGGCGUUCGCUGCUGUCAACCGACCGAGUCGAGAGGCGGACAUUGGGGAUGACGAUGUCACGUAUAAUGAUAUACACCGGCAGUUAAUGCUCAUCCUCAACUUCCUGGUCAGUAUACUCGGUGUUGCCGCCAGCCUCUGGAUUCUGGCGAGGUGGUGGAGCACGCCGGCCAGGUUGUUCUUGACUAUGGGUGGGAGUAUUCUGGUUGGGAUCGCGGAAGUUGCGGUGUAUUCGGGCUAUGUGUGGCAUUUGGGGGAGGCGAAGAAGAAGGAUAAGGCGUUUAAGGAGGUUAAGGAGGUUGUGCAGACUUGGACUGUUGGGCUGGACAUUGAUCCUGUUAGAAUAGGGGAUGAGAAGGCGUUUGGAGAUGUAAACCUCCGGAGAAGGAAGAAGGAAGGAUAUUGA
Molecule: messenger RNA, 795 nt
Organism: Canariomyces notabilis
Lineage: Eukaryota; Fungi; Ascomycota; Sordariomycetes; Sordariales; Chaetomiaceae
Exons: 2
Coding region: 1-795 (264 amino acids)
Biological process (GO): vacuolar proton-transporting V-type ATPase complex assembly
Cellular component (GO): endomembrane system
Source: RefSeq, a predicted model, not a curated record